CUCCGUGGUUGUAGCCGUAGCCGUGUAGGUGUGUGUUGAGGCGCCGUUGUUGCUGUUGCCGCGUGUAGACAUGCUAGCCUACGUUAAAUACCGCGACAACUACCGCGCGAUAUUGCCUGUGCGGCUCAUAAAGUCGUUCGAGCCAGAAAACGAAGAAGACUUCACAAAGGCAAGAGAAGUGCAGGCUCACUGGUGUAGCGAAGACGGCGCUACUGAAGGCUAUUACCCGGCCUUUGUGCAUGCCCUGGCAGACACCCUGGACGGCCUCAACACAAAGCUAAAGAAAAUGAGGGAGUCAUUCCCCAGACUAAUAAAAGUUCAGGGGGAGCUGCCGGCAUCCCGCAAGCACAGAAAGGAGCCAACACCACGAGAGGUAAAAAAACAGCGCGUUGCAGCCACAGAGGCUCUCCAUGAACGAAUUUUGGAGCAGCACAAGGCCAGUGAGCCACCAGAAGACGUGGCUGAACUGAAAUCCACAAUAGAAAAACAGGCAACAGAGCUGCGGAAGCUGAAGCAAAAACUUAAAGAAGCAGAUGAGGUUAACAAAAAGUUAACCCUAGCUCUGCUGGAUAAGUUUGAGAUAGCUCGCAAGUCCAGAGAUGGUGAACAACCUUCGGUGACCAUGGGCCACCAGGCUUCAGAAGUGCCAGACCCAGUGGUCUGCACAGCGGCACCUUUGAAUGAAGGUACUGUUAUUCUGUGUGCCUAUCUGUUUUCUUUGUGCCUAUCUGUGUAAGUCAUGUUUCAAAAAAGUUGUGCAUAUGCCACUUGACGAGCAAAGUGUGUGGUUGACUGGUAGCUAGACUAUUUUUUUAUGUACAGUGUCCAGAUGAGUGUAGCUAAUGCAGGAAGUCACCAUUUUUUAAGUUCGUCUAGAAAAAGUCCUCCUCCACCCAUAUCACGUAGCAUGAAAACUGCACUUUCCGUGCCGCAGCUUCAGUAAGUGUAGGUAGAAGACAACAGACCAGAAUAAGGGUGUUGCAAAUGCAUGGCACCCUUCUGUCUGCGACUGUUGUCACUGUCAAUGUACAUUUUCCUCUAACCUGCUUUUUACUUUCUGCAAACAUUAAUAGCUGCUUACAGGUUUUGCAAAGCCACUAUAUACGUCAUGGAGUGACUUAAUUUUAGUUGUGAAAUGCAUGUGUGACCUCGUCUCUUGCAUGCAUCUGCAAUAGAAUUGGCUAGCAAUGGAACUAAUACACCUAACCCUCAAUAUAGUAAAGCCACACUUGCAGCGAAAAAUGUAAUUACAUUGUGAAUUUUGGUAAUUUGAAAUUUUGAAGGUGUUUACAGUUGUAAAAAUAACUUCCCAAAUUGCUCAAACAGUCCAGGUGGAUAGUACCGCAUCAGCAAGUACCGCAUUUAGUUGAUUCUAACACACCCUCAAUUGUAACGCGCACCUGUUUGCCGUUACGUGAAGAAAGAAAACUCCUUUACAGAACUGCAUACCUCAUGCUUUCAUGCAGAAAUACAACUUUCUCUCAUUUGGAAAAAAUGAUGUACAGUCAAACCAAGCUAUUAUGAUACCGGUCUUACAAAUAUAUUGGUUUAACCCUGAGAAGCUGCUGCACUGUCAACUUUUGUAUGUUUUCCAUGGUGAAAUAACCCGCUUACUACAAUGUCUCGAUGCCGCACUAUCGUCAUCUAGACAUUGAGAUCCCACAACCUUCGCAUCCGAAGGUUGUGGGAUCGUUUCCUGUUUGCAACCAGUUGUUUUUUCAUCCACUUUCAUUUCCAUUAAUUUAUUGUUUCUUUAUUUCAUUCAUUAAGCACAAGUAAUUUCCCCUAUCUUUGGUGUCAGUGUUUGUUGGCUUUUUAUGAGAAUGCCACUCAGUGCCACUAACACUGUCUGCCAACUAGUUGGCCAAUCACUGGUGUCAUGUCUCGUCGUUUUCUUGUCAGUGUCGGUAUAAAGUUGGUAGCAUGAACAAGCCUUGAGACUAACAUUAAAGCAGCAUCCAGUAUAUUUAUAGUACAGUUUGCUGCAUCAUAGCGAUAUCGCAUAUACCACCUCUACUGUACACGAGACGAACUGCCAUGUGCUUCAUCUGAUGCAGUUGUCGACACCUUCCAAGUUUUGUUGACCAGAUUACACGUCCCACUUACCUGAUCUCUUGCAGAAAAGAAACUCGCACUUGAUGUUUGUUACCAAUUUUCUUCAGUCCAUGGUCCACCCUACGUGUGUAAGAAAUAACAGCAAUUUCUUCUUUUUUUGUUUUUUUUUGCUGCUAUGGGGAAGUGCCUAUAUUUAUCUUGUUUACAAGCCCUUCACAGAAAUAGUAGUGGAUUUAGGAAAACCACCUUUCUUUAGCCGGCUUAGCUGUCGCUAAAAAAUUAAGUUGGCAACAUGGUGAUAAGACUGAAAGAGCUAAACCGAAACACGUUGCAGCUAGCUACAGUUGUAAACCGUUUAUUUGGACCUCACAGGAACUGUGGAAAUGUCCGAAUAAACAGGUGUCCGAAAAAGCAGAUUAAGAAAAAAAAAAUCCUUGAUUUCCACGCACUUGUUCUGGCUCGGCAGUAGGCUUGAAGAAAUCAUGAAUGUGCUGUUGCACGCUGUUCCGUUUACACACAAUCAGAUAAGCCUGAAUCUUGGAGAGGGCCGUACGGUCACUAUAGGUGGCUGAAAGCAGUCGCUGCUUGUACACGCUCUGCAUGUGACGGCAGCAUAGCACAUUGUACGUCAUCUUCCGACUCAUCUCCGGCGGUGCAGCAGAAACCUGAGGAAUGAUCUCGUCUUUCGUCGAGUUCUGCGCAUGUCAGUACAGCAGUGUCAGCAGCUGUGAAACUCAAAUGAGACGGUGUCCGUAAUUGCAAUGCAACCACUGCGCAGGACUCGGCAGAAUAUAUUCAGCGUCAGUAGGGAGCACAUUGGUAGGCGUCAAAUCCCGGGCCUCCCGGAACCCGCUUGCCGGCAUUGCCCAGCGCUGUCUGCGCCAUUAAACACUUGACGCGAUGUUUACGUAUGCCACGUUGGAUCACCGCAACCUCGACACAGCACACAAAGCAAACAUCACCAUGCCGUCACACCGACACCAGUUGCACAAACGAAAAAUGUAGCCUACUCGCAGCGUCGUACGCGAAGAAACAAAUCAGCUGCUGGAUUGUCUUGAUAUGGCUUACUAAGCUGAAACCGGAACUGCUGUAGAGCCACUCUAUCCGGGCAGAAACGAUGAUGAGCGGCGAUUUGCAGGAGCGCCACUUCGUGGGGCAGCAAGGAGGCUCCGUUCAAUACAAAAAUGUCAUUCAGCAAGUCGAACCAGGCAGCGGUCAAAGCCCAUGCAUGGUGCUCUCGAUCGAAUUCGCUCAAGGAGUGUGUGAAAAAUCAGACUAGAGGUUGCAAGGUGUCCAAACUUUCGGCAGUUGUUAUACAUUAUGGUCUAUGGAGAGAGUGGCGGUGCCGCUAAGAAGACCGAAUAAUCGAGCAUGUCCUAAUUUUUGGAGUCCGAAAAAUUGGUCGGCGACUGUAUGCCUCUUUAUGCUGAUUUUUAGCGUGCAGACGAGUAAGUCAAUAUUGGUUUGUACUGCUCACAUUUGGGACAUGUAAUGAAUCUCAACUUCAAAUCUUAAGGCUGGUUAGCACACUCAAAAUUAUUAAAAAGCAGCAUACAUGCAGCAUGUUUAGUUUUGGCUCUUGGGAAGUCUUGUCACCUUGUUGCCGAUUUAAGUUUUUCACGACAGCUAAGCCAGCUAUAGAAGGACAGUUUUCCUAAAUCUACUAUUAUCUCUAUGAAGGGCUUGUCAAGAGGAGAAAGACAAUCGCCCAAAACAGCACAAACAAAAAAUAAUUGGCCGUUACUCCUUGCAAACACGAGAUGUUGGACAUGGACUGAAAAAAAUUGGUAACAAAUAUCAGGUCUGAGUUGUCUUUUCUGUGAGAUCAGCUAAGUGGGACGAGAAAUCUGGUCAACAAAACGUGGCAGGCAUCCACAACUUUGUGUAAGAUAAAACGCACUUGGCAGCUCGUCUUGUGUUAAGUAGUGGUGGUAUACACGGUACCGCUAUCAUGCCGCAAAAUGUACUAUAAACAGACUGAAUGCUGCUGUUACAAAUUCUACAGGCUCAAAUCUGGCGGCACAUUGUAGGCACUGCCAAUGCGGCCCCGUUUUGCCAAACCGCAAUGCUGUUCAAAAAUGGCAAACUAACAUGCCUAGAGAAAGCUGAGGCAUCGCAUGUACACAGAUUCUGCCUCGUGUGUGAGCCAAAUGUCUGUUAUACUGCAUCGCAAAGAAAAAGACAUUUUGAAUGUCCUAAUUUAUUGGUACGCACCACAUGACCAAGCAUUUUUAAUGAUUUGUCGAUCAAUAAACUCGGUUGUUAGUUGGCAUUCGUCAUCCAUUCCUUGUCCCAUGGCUGCACAUAUAUGUAAAAAUGUUUACAAGGGUAAUAAACACUGGCCACCAUAGAAUCCAGCCAACAUCAAACAAAGCGAAUCACCAUCUGAUCACCAAGCAACUGCGGCUUGUGGAUAUGUCUAAAUCCAAGGGUGGACAUCAUUUUCUAGUAGCACAUAGCAAUAUGAAAGAAUGCAUGCAAAUAACCUCUGCAUCUGUCGACAUUUCAGGAUUUACCUUUCAGUUCCAAGCACAUAUAUCAGAUGGCUAAAAACUUGAUUAAAACUGUGUCGCAAAAAUACU
This is a messenger RNA of Dermacentor albipictus, 4637 nucleotides long. The record is from RefSeq and is a predicted model, not a curated record. Lineage: Eukaryota; Metazoa; Arthropoda; Arachnida; Ixodida; Ixodidae.